Messenger RNA from Lethenteron reissneri (Far Eastern brook lamprey), 4175 nucleotides. RefSeq names its product guanylate-binding protein 1-like. Gene Ontology annotation, molecular function: GTP binding; GTPase activity. The record is from RefSeq and is a predicted model, not a curated record. Lineage: Eukaryota; Metazoa; Chordata; Hyperoartia; Petromyzontiformes; Petromyzontidae.
UUUACGUGGCAAGAGACAGACACGCACAGUCACAGAGACAUAGACUUAGAGAUAGAGAAAAACACGUAGACACGAACCCAGGGACACAUACAAAAACACAUACACAGAGACUGACACUUUUAGAGAUACCGAGACACAGAUAAAUAUAGACACCGACCAACUUAACAAAUCACAGAGAUACUUAGAGAUAGACACUCAUAGACACAGAGGCACAGCAGACUGAAAGAUACAGACAUACACAGAAACACUCACUUAGACACACGCAUAAACAGAAACACAAAAAACAGACACGUACAUAUACACAGAAAUGUAGUGACUAACAUACAUACACACAGAAACAAACAUAGAAACAAACACCCCAGAGAACACUACUUAGACAUACAGAGAUACACAUAGAGACGUACAGGAGUGCACACUUAUAGGAACAAAUAAACACACUUAGAUACACACACAAACGCACAGAGACGUAUCACCAUGUCAUCUCCAUAUCCACCAAGGCCUCUGCCGUUCAUCAUGACCGACGAGUACUCAAAGUUCUACGUCAACAAGGAAACAGCUGAUCUUCUGGGUAAAAUAGACAAACCGGUGGUGGUGGUGGCAAUAGUUGGAAAAUACAGAACUGGAAAAUCCUUCCUCAUGAAUCGACUGGCCAGCACAACGACAGGAGUUGUAACACCAAAAGAAGACAAAACGACCAAGGUGGUGACUAAGAGCGAGCCGGGCGAUCAAGUCAAUAAAGACGAAGAUGCGUACAAGAAAACAAGCGACAUAAUGAGGGACUGGAAAAAUAAAGAGCAAGAGAACUCACUUUCGCAGAAAACCACAACACCAGUUUCACCGAAGGUUCCUUCCAAAAUGCAACGUCCCAAGAGCAUGGCCAGCACAAAACUGUGUGAUGAAGAAAAAAUGCGGGGCGACUCACCCACGCCAGUGCCCGUGCCCAGAGUUCGACGUAGCAUUGUCCGCAAACCGCAAAGUUCAGAUAGCAUGGGCGACUCACCCACGCCAGUGCCCGUGCCCAGAGUUCGACGUAGCAUUGUCCGCAAACCGCAAAGUUCAGAUAGCAUGGGCGACUCACCCACGCCAGUGCCCGUGCCCAGAGUUCGACGUAGCAUUGCCCACAAACCGCAAAGUUCAGAAAGCAUGGGCGACUCACCCACGCCAGUACCAAUGCCCAGAGUUGUACCUAGCAUUGCCCCCAAACCACAACGUUCCGAAAGCAUAUCCUGUCCAGGGUACAACCGCAACCCAGGAGUGUCCUUGUCUGGAGGUGGCUUCGCUGUAGGGCACGCAGUGCAAUCGAAGACCAAGGGCAUCUGGGCCUGGCCAAUUCCUCACCCGGCGAACAAGGAUAAUUGUCUUCUACUGUUGGACACGGAGGGGCUGGGAGACCCGGAGAAGGCCGAUGAGGAACACGACAUCUGGCUGUUCAUCAUGGCCGUGCUGCUGUGUAAUGUGCUGGUCUACAACACGGAAAAGAGUCUGGAUAACACGGGCCUGGAGCAGCUGCGCUACGUGAAGAACAUGUCAGAGCACGUGCGAUCCCAGAUUUCUCCUGAAGACGAAAAACCAAGUGUCAUGGAAAGCCACUUGCCGUCCCUGGUUGUGUGUGUGCGGGACUGCGCGCUGAAGCUGGAAUGGGACGGCAAGUCAUGCACUCCCGACGAGUACAUGGAGAAGUGCUUCCAGGUCCGCAGGAGCAAUUCCCCCGAAAAUGAAGAAUUCAACAGGGAACGCGACCUCAUGUGCGCAUAUUUUAAAAAGCGGAAGUGCUUCAUAUUCCCCAUGCCCGCACACCCGGACGACAUGGACCAGCUGGAGAAUAAACUCAGCAAGACGUUUCUGAAAGUGGCGGAGGAGUUCACCUCUCACAUCUACCAGAUCAUAAAGUACAAGAACAUCGAUGGGGUCAUCCUCACUGGCCAACUCUUCCUGCAGGUUGCAGAGCUUUAUGUGCAGGCUCAUCGUUCGGGCGACAUGGUCUGCAUCGAGGGUGCACGGCAAUAUGUGGUGCUGUUUGCCAACAUGCAGGCAAUGGAGGACGCCAAGGGGGUAUACCAGAGAGAGAUGGAGACGUUGACGAACAAGCUUCCUGUGGAGUACAAACAACUGCAACGACAUCAAGAGGAGUGCACAAAGAAAGCGAUGGCUCUCUUCUACCGUUGCUCUGUGCUCGACUGCAUUCACGAGUUUGAGACGGAGCUCUUGCGUUUCACGCUGGAAACAUUUGAGAAAAUGGAGAAAAAGAACACGGAGCAAUCAUACAAGUUGUCCGAACGGCGACUUCGUGAACUAUUUCAACACGUGAAUGAGAUGGACAAGGAAUUCAUGCAGCCUGGGGGCUAUCAGAGAUACAAAGCAGCAAUGCAGAAACUGGACGAAGAGUAUCAUGCUACACAGGGACUCGGGGAAGAGAAAGACAAAGCCUACAAAGAUUUCAUGGAAAAAAGUAAGGAUCGUGGACAAAGUAUCCUGAUGGUGGACAAGACCCUGACCCAAGUUCAACAAGAAUAACUGAGUCAUGACGGAGUUGUUUGACGAGAAGCUGAAGGCGAUCGAGAAUCACACAGACGAGAACAUAGCCAACAUAAAGUGUAACUUCGUGAAGAAAAUGAUGGAGUUUUUUCAGCAAAAGUGAAAGUGUGUGAUCUGUUAAUACCAUAUUAUCAAAAUUUAAAGACAUUGUGAAUUUAGGGUAUACUUUGUCAAGUGUCUUAUAACGUGGAGGAUAUAGCAGAGCUUAAUCAAAUGUGAAUACGGGUACGGGCUUGCUUUGGAAUUUCACAUUCAUGGUUGCAAAAUCCUCAAACCGUUACACUGCAUUGUAAGCGUGUAAUAAAGAAAAGGGGAGCAGACUCACUCAUCCUACAAGAGAGCUUUUAGGAUGAGGGGGUCUUGGAGAAACAUCUUCCAGAUGAUGAUUAUGAAUGUGCUGCUUUGAAAUGUGGACAGAUUCCGUCUGGAACAUGUAUUAUGUCUUAAUGGCCAGUGAUGGUGUUUUCUGUCCUUUGGCUGCUAAUGCAUUGCUAUGGAGGACCAUCUCCUGGAAUAUUUUUCUGAACAACUACAUUAAACAUAUUCUUUGGUUCUUUCGGUAAAGUCACGUCGGUAGAAAAAUAAAAUAAUAUACCAUUAAAACAUAUCUUCCUGAAGAUACUGUAUUGUUUGUAUUAAUUAAGACCCCCCAAUUUGUGUCUUAUAAAGCAGAGCACAUAAUUAGAGGAUUCCCUGAUAGCAUUUUUUAUGAUGCAAUAUUAAGGUUUUUUGGGGGGGGUUAGAUCGCGUAAAUAUCAAUGUGUCGUUAAAGCCGCCAGCACCACCCAACAAAGCCAAGUAGUAAGGUUUGUAAAGUAAACAAAACGUAGUUAAUCUGUCACUAGUUCAGCACUAACCGGUGUGUGUGUGUGUGUUGGAGUUUAAACCCACUACAACAUUUACAAUUCGAGUACCUGGUGACAUAUCGCUAGUAAUUACAACAACAACCAGCAGCAUCAUCAGGUAACAGCCCAGAGUUGUGGAGAAAUCCUCCUGCUGUUUUGAUCUUAAAUAGACGGGGGUAAAUGUAAUGUCGUCACUGUGUGCCUAUCAGGUGCAAAGAUCCGGGGGGUUUAAUGUGUUUAUAGAUACAGACAGUUCCCGGGUUGUGGAAGACCCGACUUAUGGAAGUCCGCGCUGGCAGAAAUGCUCCCAUAAAUCAUGUUGGGGAAAAAUCAAUGCGCUGCAAUGUUUGCGUUAGUUACGUAAGUGCAAGUAGUGCAGCGCGGUGAGGUUGCGGAUGAAUACCGCGGAGCGAGGCGUAGAGGCAGGGCUCCAGCUCCCUCUGCAGCUCUCUCUGCAGCCCUGCCUUUAAAACAACGUAUGUCUGAUGUUGACCCCGAUGAUUGUAAUGCCCGUCUCCUCUCCUUCCUCCUCUAGCAAUUAAGUCAUUCGUCAUUAACAACUAUUUCCAGCUAUGGGAUUUUAUCUUGACUUUGGGGGAAAAUUGGUCAGUUUCCGAUGUACGGAAAGUUCGGGUGACGGAUCGUUCUCGGGAACCUGACCCUUCCAUAACCCGGGGACUGUCUGUAUAUAGAUACGUCAGUUUCCAAUAUCUUUGUUAUUAUAAUUUACAAAUUUGUUAUAUCGUUUUUGUUCUUUGCUCUGCUUUCAGUAAGAAUAAAGGUGACUUAAAAAUG